GUCGCUAUCGCCUACAGCGGAAUUCCUGAGCGCUCUGGACGAUACAACCUGCUCACUACUGUCCCUUCUACUGUAUCUCUGCCAAUGAACUGGAUCCCGCUUCGCUAACUCUGAGGCAUAUCGAACGUUUGAGGGACGAUAACUCGGCUUGAGAUUACGAGGACAUCCUACGGAUGGGUGCGCGGCGCACCCUAUAGCUGCCGGAGAAAGCCACGAUUCCUGAGGCUCGUAGCAAAAGACAGCGUAUCCGUGAUCUGAUCACUUCAGUCGACAUAAUUCUACGUGUUCAGCCAUAGUUCUACGAUACCAUAUGAUGACCAUUGACCAGCCUGCAUUCUCCCCGGCAGCGACCACGACGCCUGAAGGGGUUCGAGACGCAAGUGCACAGAUAUUACCUCCAGAUACACUAUCGGUCUAACAGUAGGAAGAUCUGCGUGUAUCGCGAGGAUCUGGCCGCACACGCCACCCUGAAGCCGUCAGCGAACUGUCAUAACCUUCAACCAUGGAGCGGGUCAGCCGGAGUUCGUUUGCUGACUGCAAUUCCAUCCUUUCUUUCCUCUCAACCCAUCUCAGCGCUAGUCGCUGCUCUUCACAGUUCUAUUCGCGACUGGUCGCCCCCACUCAACUUGCCAGUCAUUCCCUGUUUCAUACAACAACCUUAUCCCAAAACUACACAACCUGAGCUAGCGGCAAUCACGAUGCGCCUCCAAAUCCUACUCGCCCUAGUCACGCUCUCUGGAUCCCUGGUGCACGCUUUGCCCGUUCCUCUUUCCCCCGGCCUACAGGCCCGCCACUCAGAUAAGAACGAGUCGAAAUCUGGUGCUCAUGCAUGGGAUGCAGAAGACGACGAAGAAUCAGCGCAAUUCAGCACUCGCCGGGCACAUGCGACCUUUGAGGCUACCUCGACGCGUCACUUAACUGUCGCGGAGGAUGAACCGGAACAGACUCAAGGCGUCGCCAAAACCCCCCAUUUCUCCGCUACAACGCUCACGCACCAUACCGAAUAUGUGUACGAGAAAGCAACCGCGGCCUCGAAAGCGCCUCAUAAGGCAUCGGCUUCUCCGAGCGUUCUUGGACUCCCCAAGAUUAUGAGCGCCCCUACACCCACCGCGGUCAAACCUAAAGCUAAAGACGCAGUAGCAUCCGCUCGGACCAGGGUAGGUGCAGCAGCGCUGCAUGUGGAAACCGGCAAGGCGUCUUCGCUGUCCAUCGCGAGUGUGGCGAAUGAAACGCAUGAUGGCGCGUCCGGUGAGCCAGACAUAAAGGAGAAGGCCGAGCGUCUCCCUGCUCAACCCAUCCCACCUUCCGUCCCCGCGAUGUCCUCAUCUGCGGCUGAGGAGACUCCUAGUCCCUCGGCAGCCGCGACGCGCGUCAAGGGCGAGCACGGUCAUAAGAAGGAGAAGGCAGAAGGGUCGUCGAAGAAGGAUAAGGAGAGUCGUGACCUACACAACUCGUCUGUCCCCGGCGUAGACAGUUCCUUGCACCACCCUCGUCAGGAGGCCCCUUCCUCCCCCGAGAGCGGCAACAUCACCGGGUACAUCGACCUUUACGGUGCUGGUAUCAACAGCCGCAUUGGUCUCAUGGCAAGGCUUGGCGUCAUCUCACCCGACAGCAAGCCUCAAUUCGAGUUCGACCCAUCGAGCUGGUCGACACUGACCCUUAGCCUGAUCCAACCCGGUUCUCCGGCUUACACCACCGUCGACACGUCUGGUCUCAAAGAAGACGAAAUGCUGGCGACCGUUAGCUUUUCCGGCGCGGAGCAAGAGCAGCAGGCGCCGGGUCCCGCUCUCUGCGCCGCGUUCGACCCAACCGCCGAGGAUCAAGGACAGCUGGUCUUGGACAAGUGUGACGAGGAGAACGCGCAGCGAAGCCGGAUCUUCGUGUGGCAGCGGAGCACCGACAGGCUGAGGCCGACGUGGUACAAGGGGCAAGACGACGGCCAGAACGACUAUGGAAACUACAAGAAGGUCGGCCCGGACUCGUGGACGGUGGCGGGAUAUCCGGCGGAGGAGGACGAAAGCGAGGGCUCUGCUGCGCAAGACGAGGGCGCAGCGCCGAUGCAGCCGACCUCGGGAAUGAGCGCCACAUUCCCGACUGCGACCCCGACACCCACGGGUAUCGCACUCGAGGCAGCGCCGCCUACGGAGACAGAGCACAUGCUCCCCGCCAUGAUUGAAUCGCUGGCUGUUUAUGCUGCGGAUACCAGCUCGGCCACGUUUUCCCCGGCCGAGACUGCGGAAGCUACGCCUAUUUCUGCCUCAACGGAAUCCUUCUCCCCAAGCUCUUUCAGUUACGCUGUAGCCACUGCUGCUGCGGUUUCCCCAGCCUCGGGUUCGGCGUCGUCAACCAUAGUCAUCGAGGAGGCGCCGAGCGCGACACCCACCGGCGACUCACCCUCGGCAUCGACCCCCACGCCUUCUUCUACGGCUACAGCUCAGGACGCCGAUGGGGCGAUGAUGAUCCCCAUAGCGCUCAAACCGUAUGACUUGCGCUUUAUCAUCGUGGACGAGGACGGUAUGGCCACGGAGCCUGAGAUAUAUCUGGACCCGACGAUGGAAUGAUCGUGCCUGCAGUCGUGUGCUGGACGUGAUAUCGUUAAGGGCUUCUGGAGUAAACCGUAGUCGCUUGCUGUACAGUAGCAUUCAAUGCAAAUCC
Messenger RNA from Punctularia strigosozonata HHB-11173 SS5, 2655 nucleotides. RefSeq lists its product as uncharacterized. The record is from RefSeq and is a predicted model, not a curated record. The transcript is spliced from 3 exons. NCBI's taxonomy places the organism in Eukaryota, Fungi, Basidiomycota, Agaricomycetes, Corticiales, Punctulariaceae. The coding region runs from base 699 to 2561 and encodes 620 amino acids.